Messenger RNA from Penicillium manginii, 1287 nucleotides. Its product is annotated as putative protein N-terminal asparagine amidohydrolase. Lineage: Eukaryota; Fungi; Ascomycota; Eurotiomycetes; Eurotiales; Aspergillaceae. Gene Ontology annotation, biological process: protein catabolic process. The coding region runs from base 1 to 1287 and encodes 428 amino acids. The transcript has 2 exons. The record is from RefSeq and is a predicted model, not a curated record. Gene Ontology annotation, molecular function: protein-N-terminal glutamine amidohydrolase activity; protein-N-terminal asparagine amidohydrolase activity.
AUGAGGAUCGCUACACUACAGAUCGCCCCGAAGCUGGGCGAUGUGGAGGGAAACAUUCGACGCGCCAAUGAGUUGCUUAAGAAAGGAAAAUACAUCUCGAUGGGUGGACAGGACCUCGGGAUUUCUAUUGGAGCAGAAUUGCUGAGACCGGAGAUUUUGGUCUUGCCUGAGAUGGCGUUCACUGGUAUGUUCUAUUCGAUACUGCGUCAAGUCCGCAUCACCAAGACGGGCAGAAUCAGAUUCAGGCCCUUCCUUGAACCGGUUGGAAAGGGACCAAGCGCCGCAUGGGCACGGGAAACCGCCCAACGACUCCAAUGCAAAGUGUGCGUGGGGUACCCAGAAAUCGAAACAGACGCGUCCACAAAGGAGACGAAAUUCUAUAACUCCCUCGUCGUCGUCGACGAGACGGGCGAAGUCAUCCACAACUACCGCAAGAGCUUCCUGUACUAUACCGACGAAAGCUGGGCAUCAGAAGGCAACGUGGAGCAGGGAUUCCGCGAGCUGACAUUCCCGUCGCAGCAGGGGAACGAUAACGAGAACGGGAUGACGACAGCCUCUGCCAUGGCGGGGGAUGCAGAUGCGAGUGAUACCCCCCGACAUGCAGCCGAGAAGCGGGUCGCCACAUCCUUUGGGAUCUGCAUGGAUAUCAACCCCUACAAAUUCGAGGCGCCUUACACGGCGUGGGAAUUCGCCAACCGGGUCCUGGACUCGAAAUCGCAACUCGUCAUUUUGUCCAUGGCUUGGUUGACCCUUCUCAGCAGGGAGGAACUAGAUGCGCUAGAGGGCCAGCCCGAGAUGGACACGUUCAAUUACUGGCUACAGCGGUUCUGGCCGCUCAUCGAGAAGAGAAUGCAGCAUGCGGAGAAUGUGGAUGGGCCCGAUGCUGAAGGGGGCCGGGGAGAUUCUGAUUUGGAUUCCGAGUCUGGUUCUGAUUCUGGUUCUGGCUCUGAUAUGGCCAAGGCCAAGGCUGCGUGCAAGGAUGAUAAGCAGGUGGUGAUCGUCUUUGCCAAUCGCGCCGGGGAAGAACCCGCGGCAGAUGAUGCGAAGCCACCGGCACGGUAUGCGGGGACGAGCGCCGUCAUAUCCGUGACGCAGCGGCCUCGAGAAGGAGGGUUGGAUGGGUCAGGUGCCGGUCCGGUGGAGGCGAUCGACCAGGGCCGCGACUUCAAUGUGAAGAUCCUUUGUUGGGACCUACUGGGCGCGGGCGAGGAGGGUAUUUGUUUCGCGGAUACUACGGCAGAUCCGAAAAUGGUGUUUGGAUUGAGGAGCAAGUCGCGCGGAGAGUGA